CCAUUCCCAAAGAACCGCCAACAUUGCGCCAAAAACUUUACCAAAAUAAACAAAUAAUAUCCAAAAACCAUGUCGGAUAUAGAAGAUGUGCCCGAAACCCAGCUGGAAAACGAUGUGAGCGAUGAAGCAGGAUUGGAGGAGGAAGAUGACGACGAUAUGGAACAGAUCACGGCUCAAAAGGUUCUAGAGAUCCUGGAAACUGCCUGGAUCAACGAGAUGUGCGCUCCCGAGAUCCUGCCCAGCCAGACGGACAUGCUGGAGCUGAUGGUCUCCCAGGUGGCCCACAUGGAGGAGCAGAUGCGCGACCUGGACAAGAACGACUUCCGGGCGGUGGUGCACUCGAUGGAACUGGAGAGGGUGCGCUACAUAAUGGCUAGCUAUCUGCGGUGUCGCCUCCAGAAGAUCGAGACCUUCACGCAGCACAUCCUCAACCAGGAGGCGAGUCGCGAGACGGAUGACAAGCGCCUCUCGCCCGAGGAGACCAAGUUCGCCCAGGAGUUUGCCGCCAAUGUGGAUGAGUACUUCCACAAGGUGGCCACCCAAUAUAUGCCCAAUCAGCAGAGAGGAGAGGCCGAGCAGAGGAUCGUGACCCCCAAUCUGAUGAGCCAUGUCUUCCUCAAGGCAAAUGUGGCGGUGCCCGCCGUGAUCGUGGGCGUCGAUGACGAGGAGGUGGACAUGGCCGCCGGUUCCCAGCACAUUAUUCCCUACCAACUGGUGGCCGACUUGAUACAGAACAACCAGGCGCAGCUAAUUUAAUAGGCUUACUUAGCAGGUAAUAUACGUAAUAAUAAAAA
This is a messenger RNA of Drosophila takahashii, 794 nucleotides long. RefSeq names its product DNA replication complex GINS protein Sld5 (gene Sld5). Gene Ontology annotation, biological process: double-strand break repair via break-induced replication; DNA-templated DNA replication. NCBI's taxonomy places the organism in Eukaryota, Metazoa, Arthropoda, Insecta, Diptera, Drosophilidae. The record is from RefSeq and is a predicted model, not a curated record. Gene Ontology annotation, cellular component: GINS complex.